Molecule: messenger RNA, 1368 nt
Organism: Emiliania huxleyi CCMP1516
Lineage: Eukaryota; Haptophyta; Isochrysidales; Noelaerhabdaceae
Exons: 5
Coding region: 1-1368 (455 amino acids)
Molecular function (GO): RNA binding; heme binding
Source: RefSeq, a predicted model, not a curated record
AUGCACGACUACGCCCUCCUCACGACGGCAGGCCUCGAGUCUGUCGCCCUCGACGCCCUCGCGAGCGAGUGCGGGCUGCGGGCCAGCGCGCUGCCCGCCCCGACCGCCCGAAAGGGCGAGUCGUUUGGCUCGGCGGGUGGCCUCGGCAUCCUCGUCGCGUCCCGGCAAGAGCCGCUCGCUGCGCGCGCCCUCUCGGCGCCGGUGCUGCAGGCGGCCCUCGCCGUCGUGGUGCGGUGCGAGGUGGAGGAUGGCGACGUUCUCGCCGCCGCCGUUGGGAGCGUGAGCGAGGAGCGCUGGCGGUCGGCGAUGCGCACGCACGCCGCGCACGCCGCUCCUCUCCCCCCCUCCGCGCCCUCCUUCCGCAUCGCUUCGCUCCGCGCCGGCCAGCACGACUUUGACAGCCGCGCGCUGAGCAGCGCGCUCGGCGCAGCCGUCAGCGCGCUGCAGCCCUCGUGGCGGGUCGACCUCGAGGCCCCCGACGUGUGCGUCCUCGCGCUGCUCGUCAACCGCUCGCUCCUGAUUGGCGCGCUGCUGCCUCCCUUUUCGCCCCGCAAGUCAGACCCGCUGCCGAUGGAGCCGAGGCAGUGGCUCGUGCGCGGAGAGCGGGCGCACAUGCGGCCGCACAGGGCCGCGCUGCUCGCCCGCCUCCUCGCGCCGGCGAGCGGCGAGGUGCUGCCCUGCUCGCCUCGACUCGCCCCCUCGGACGCUUCCCCGGAGCCGUCUCCCGGCAUCCUCGCCAUCGAGGCGGCGCUCCUCGCCUCCGUCACCGCCCACUCUGUCGACCUCGACCCUGCGGCGAUGCUGCACGCCCGGCUCGACGUCGGCGCCCUCCUCUCCGCCCUCGCGGUGCUCGUCCGGCCCGGCGGCCGCUGCCUGCUCGUCGGCAACGCGGGGCCGGGAGGCGUCGGCCGCGGCGUCGCCGCCGCGGUGGUCAAGGCGUCGCGCCGCUACCCGCCCGGCGCGUGGCGGGUCGUGCGGCAGACGGCGUGCGCGUCGGGAGGGAUCGCGUGCGAGGCUGCUCGCGGCAAAGUUGUGCUCGAGCCCGGCUUCGGCCUGGCCGCGUGGCUGCGGCUGAGCAGGGGCGCGGACCUCACCGGCGGAGUCGGGCCGCUCGACGAGGAGGAGGAGGAGGCGUGGCCGAAGUGGUCACUCGCCGACGUGGCCUCGCACACCACGCCCGAGGACUCGUGGAUGGCGGUUCGCGGCAAGGUGUACAACGUCUCGCCCUACCUCCGGUACCACCCGGGAGGUGUGGACACGCUUCUCGACGCGGCCGGCACGGACGCCACAGCCCUCUUCCAACAGCACCACGCUUGGGUGAACGAGGACAUGCUCUCUGCGUGCUGCGUGGGCACCCUGAGACAGUAG